Molecule: messenger RNA, 1341 nt
Organism: Thermochaetoides thermophila DSM 1495
Lineage: Eukaryota; Fungi; Ascomycota; Sordariomycetes; Sordariales; Chaetomiaceae
Product: quinone oxidoreductase-like protein
Exons: 3
Coding region: 1-1341 (446 amino acids)
Molecular function (GO): oxidoreductase activity
Source: RefSeq, a predicted model, not a curated record
AUGACCAGGAGGUGGAGACUCCAGGACACCAAGAGCAAAGAAGCCCAGGAUUUGAUACAUCAAUACCAGUUAGCUCAGGAUCCAGAGCAUCAAGAUCAGGAAGCCGAUAUCCGGCUCCUCAGUGCUCUGGGAUCGAGCAUCUGGCGCUUCAAGACGCUCAAGAGCAGUAUCCUGGCUCGAGUCACAUACACCGGAUUACAUAAGGAAGUCAAUGCCGAGUAUGCAAGAACAGUUUAUGUCAGGGAUCGCAUGUUGGAGGAGGAGGGGGGCGAUGUCCCUGCUGAUGUUGGAGGGUUGAAUAUCCAAAAUGGCGCCGGGCCUGCAACCUCCUUAUACCUUAAUCCCUCCACUCCUAAACCCAUCCCGGGCCCAAACCAAGCCCUCAUCCGCGUGCACGCCUUCGGCCUCAACCGCAUGGACCUCCUCCAACGCGAGGGCCGCUACCCGGCCCCUCCUCACGCCCCUUCCACUCUGGGCGUCGAGUUCAGCGGCAUCAUCGAGUCCCUCGGGCCCGACACUGAUUCCGAGCGGUUCAAGCCCGGCGACGCAGUCUUCGGGCUAACCUACGGCGGCGCCUACGCCGAAUACGUCGUUUGUUCCCUGCGCACGCUUCUGCGCAAGCCGGAGGGCUUGAGCCACGUACAGGCAGCUGCGCUGCCCGAGGUGUGGAUGACUGCGACGGGUGCGCUGGAAUUUGUGUUGCUGGCGCCGCCGCGGGCGGGGCAUGCUCUGGGGAGUACGUGGGAUGGGGACAGGCCCCUUAAAGGGAAGACGAUUCUCUGGCAUGCGGGCGCGUCGGCGGUGUCGAUUGCUGGUGCGCAGUUGGCGAAGUUGGCGGGGGCUGAGAAGGUGUUUGCGACGGCCGGAACGGAUGAGAAAUGCCGGUUUGUCGAGGAAGAGGUGGGCGUUGCGCGGGCGUUUAAUUAUCGGGCGGAGGACUGGGUGGCGGGGCUGUUAGAGGCUACUGGGGGAAAGGGCGUGGAUAUGAUCGUUGAUUUUGUGGGCGGUAGUUAUUUCCAGAAGAAUGUGGAUGUCGUGGCACGGGAUGGGAGGAUCUGUCUGUUGGGAUUGCUGGGAGGAGCGGUGACGCCAGCGCCGGUUGAUAUUGGGAAGUUGCUGUACAAGAGGGUUAGGAUCGAGGGGAGCACGUUGAGGAGCCGUGAUGAGGAGUACCAGGGCAAGCUGAGGGAUCGGUUGGAGGAAUAUUUGCCCAGAUUCCAGAGCGGAGAGCUCAAGAUCAUCAUCGACACGGUGUUGCCCUGGGAGGAUAUUGUGAAGGCGCAUCAGAGGCUGGAGAGCAAUGCGACAAAGGGGAAGAUCAUCUGCACCAUUGGUGAAUGA